Clavispora lusitaniae ATCC 42720 is the source of this 867-nucleotide messenger RNA. RefSeq names its product SNAP receptor (gene PEP12). The record is from RefSeq and is a predicted model, not a curated record. Gene Ontology annotation, biological process: intracellular protein transport; vesicle fusion; Golgi to vacuole transport. NCBI's taxonomy places the organism in Eukaryota, Fungi, Ascomycota, Pichiomycetes, Serinales, Metschnikowiaceae. Gene Ontology annotation, cellular component: membrane; SNARE complex; endomembrane system. Gene Ontology annotation, molecular function: SNARE binding; SNAP receptor activity.
AUGUCGUUCAACAAUGCUUUUUCAAAAGACUUAGAAAAUGCAGAGGAUGUGUCUUCCCAUUACAAGGACUUCCCUGAAUUUGAAUCCAUGUCCCAAACGAUAGACAAUCUUCUUUAUAACAUCAACAAUAAUCAACUAGUUUCCAUUAAAAAUCUCUUGUCACAAUAUGAGAAGAUCGUGAAGAGUACAGACUUGGAGCUGCAGCAGAAAGCGGCAAAGCUAUCAAAAAAGAUAUCUGAAGUCACUUCGAAGUGCACGGAUUCUUUCAAGAAUGUUAGUACCAACACUCAAGGCUUAAAUGACUAUCUUAAAGAAUGUGAGCGUAACCAUGAGGACGAAGAUACCAUAAACUACUUGAGGCAAAAGGAGGCCAUCUCUCUCAAUCUCAUAAAAACAAGUUUGCAUCAAUUUCAGCAGUACCAAAGACAGUUUUCUGCACUACAACGAGAGAAUGUUGACAGUACCACCUCUAGAACUUCUCCCACAGAAGAAGAGGAUGGACAAGAGAAUGGGCAUCAACAGCAGCAGCAAAUCUCUAUCACAUACGAACCUAUAAAUGCUGAAGAAUUAGAGCAGCAGACUUUGCUCAUCGAAGAAAGAGAGCGAGAGAUACAUCAGAUCGCACAAGAUACGCAAGAGAUCAAUGAGAUAUUUCAGAAUUUACAGGGUAUUGUCCAGGAGCAGCAGUUUCAGAUUGAUAAUAUAGAAGAUAACAUCCUCAGCUACAGCACAGAUGCACAGGGGGCAUCUCGCGAGUUGCGUAAGGCAGAGAGGUAUCAGAAACGCGCUGGAGGAAGAAUGCUUUGUUGUCUCUUUAUUUUGCUUGGCGUAUUCGGCUCCGUUAUUCUUAUUGGUCUUAUAUUUUGA